AUGAAGGCGAAAUUACACCGGGAGUCAGGUGCCUCAUCUACAAGAGGAGGCUUUUCCUCUCCUGGACUCCUCAAGGCUAGCUGUGAGGCGGCGGGGCUGGCGGCGGGACUGGCCAAUAGCAGGAGGGCUGUUUUUGAACCAAGAUUUGCCACCCGACAGCACAGCAACGAGAAGAUAACCGGGCAGGGGCUCCAGACUGACCCAAACAUAGACACACUCAAGAACGCGAGUCUGGGUUCAACAUUAGGAGGGAAAAGACAGCUUAGGCGGGUGCGGGGCUUAAGCACUCGCCGGCAUCCACUCCUUCCACCUCCUAACCGCGGGGUUCCGGCGAGACCAAGGACCCCCGCGGCGCUCAGGCUGGGGACGCAGGUUGUCCCAACUGCUGGGACCAAGACUGAGGCCGAGCGGAAGCCCGGACUGCUCCCAGCCGGACCUAGUCCUAAUUCCACUGUGUGGGAAACUGAGGCCGAGGGCAAGGCGGGGACCAACCCGGCGUGGGACGGGAGGGAGGGUCUGAUCCCGGCCUCGAACCCUGGCUUGCGCCUCCCCGAAUCCGGAGCCGGGGCCUCUGCCUGCCGGGCGCUGCCCGCGCGUUCCUGGAACUGGGCUGGGCGGAGAAACCAGGGCCUGCGGAGAGGCAUUCCUGCCGCCCUCCCCGCCGCCCGGGGCCGCGGGGGGCCUGGCCAAGGUGACCCCGCGGGAGGGAGGCGAGGGGCCCCCGCCCCCUCGGCCGCAGCGACCUCCUCCAUCUUCCCGGUCCUCGGGGCUUUUCCUCUGGGCCCGCACGCCCUCCCUCCGGGCAUCCGCGCGCCUGCCCCCUCCGCGGGCUUCCCCAAGGGCGGGACAUCCCUACCCCCCCCGCCCCCGCCAUCCCCAGGCCACCUCCGGGCCGUGUCCCAGCGCUGCCCUCGGGCCGGGGGCGGGGCGCGGCAGGGGGGGCUGCCCUUCAAGCUCCGGGCCAGCCGGCUGACCUCCCCCAAGCAGGGAAGGAGCGGCUUUAUCCAGAGCGGAGUCCAGCCCACUCCCCUGGAGCAGCGGCGCGGCGCCCGGCAGCGCGACCACCUCGGCGCCGCCUCCCCGCCCGCCUGCGGCGAGGGGGUCGCGCCCGACCGCCGCCCAGCCGCGGGCUCCGCCGCCGGUUCGGUUCCGAAGCUCGCCUGCCCCCUCGGAGCCGUGCGCGUCACCCUUCGGAGCGGCCCUGGCCUCCUCUGGGAAAUGCGACGCCCGAGUGUCCCCCUCCCGCCCGCCCCAGCUCGCCUGGGUGUCAGGAGCGUCGAAUCGGGUGCCGGCGUGGCUGGCCUCCGCAAGUUCCAGGGCCUGCCGCUUUCCCCUCUGGGCCUCCGAAGCCCAGGCGAGUUCCUGCCUGAAUACCAGCUUGGGAGCUCCCCACUGCCUGCAGCCACCUCCGACCAGCCCCUCAUCACCAUGCACUCCUUGGACGAGCCGCUCGACCUGAAGCUGAGCAUCACCAAGCUCCGGGCGGCGAGAGAAAAGCGGGAGAGGACGCUGAGUGUGGUCCGGCACCGGGCUCUGCACAGGGACCUCGGCCUGGUGGAUGACAGCCCCACCCCGGGCUCUCCAGGCUCCCCGCCCUCAGGCUUCCUGCUGAACCCCAAGUUCCCCGAGAAGGUAGAGGGACGCUUUUCGGCGGCCCCCCUGGUGGACCUCAGCUUGUCACCGCCGUCCGGGCUGGAUUCCCCCAAUGGCAGCAGCUCGCUGUCCCCUGAGCGCCAGGGCAACGGGGACCUGCCUGCGGUGCCCACUGCCCCGGACUUCCAGCCACUGCGCUAUCUAGAUGGCGUCCCCAGUUCCUUCCAGUUCUUCCUGCCUCUGGGCUCCGGGGGGGCCCUGCACCUGCCUGCUUCCUCCUUCCUCACCGCCCCCAAGGACAAGUGCCUCUCAUCAGAGCUCCCCCUGCCCAAACAGCUGGUGUGUCGCUGGGCCAAGUGUAACCAGCUCUUCGAGCUCCUGCAAGACCUGGUGGAUCAUGUCAACGACUACCAUGUCAAGCCUGAGAAGGACGCAGGGUACUGCUGUCACUGGGAGGGCUGUGCCCGCCAUGGCCGAGGCUUCAAUGCCAGGUACAAGAUGCUCAUCCACAUCCGCACACACACCAACGAGAAGCCACACCGCUGCCCCACCUGCAGCAAGAGCUUCUCUCGCCUGGAGAAUCUGAAGAUCCACAACCGCUCGCACACAGGUGAGAAGCCCUAUGUCUGCCCCUACGAGGGCUGCAGCAAGCGCUACUCCAACUCGAGCGACCGCUUCAAGCACACGCGCACCCACUAUGUAGACAAGCCCUACUACUGCAAGAUGCCCGGCUGCCACAAGCGCUACACGGACCCCAGCUCGCUGCGCAAGCACAUCAAGGCCCACGGCCACUUCGUGUCUCAUGAGCAGCAAGAGCUCCUGCAACUGCGCCCACCCCCCAAACCACCGCUGCCCACCCCUGACGGCGGCCCCUAUGUCAGCGGAGCCCAGAUCAUCAUCCCCAACCCUGCUGCCCUUUUUGGAGGCCCCGGCCUGCCUGGCCUGCCCCUGCCCCUGGCCCCUGGCCCCCUUGACCUCAGUGCCCUGGCCUGUGGCAAUGGCGGGGGCGGUGGGGGAGCGGGGGCAAUGGGCCCCGGGCUGCCGGGCCCCGUCUUGCCCCUCAAUCUGGCCAAGAACCCACUGCUGCCCUCACCCUUUGGGGCUGGUGGACUGGGCCUGCCUGUGGUCUCCCUCCUCGCUGGCUCCGCUGGCGGCAAGGCUGAGGGGGAGAAGGGGCGUGGGGCAGUGCCAGCCAGGUCUCUGGGCAUGGAGGGCCGCAAGACGCCCCUGGAGAGAACUGAGAACAGCCGCUCCCGGCCAAGCCCUGACGGACUCCCCCUGCUGCCGGGCACCGUGCUGGACCUGUCCACGGGUGUCAACUCAGCAGCCAGCAGCCCAGAGGCACUCGCUCCUGGUUGGGUGGUCAUCCCACCGGGCUCCGUGCUGCUCAAGCCAGCCGUGGUGAACUGAACCUGCCUGCAGGACGGCUACCCGCAGCCCAGCUAGCAGCUCCCAGCCCUGCCCCUGACGAACGGAAACUCUUCUGCGAAAUAGCAAUAAUGUCCUCCUGCCCCUGGGGCCUGCCCUGUGUCCCCCAGGCGGACCCAGCCCCAGACAAGCUGGGCAGCAAGGAUGGUGCUAGAAGGUCAUUGGUGGUGUCCCAGGCUCUGGAGGGGGAGCUGGUCCUGCCAGCCAGGGAGAGCCGUGCUCCUGGGUGCUGAGGCCUCACUCACCUCUGGCCCUCCCCCUGCCCUGUCCUCCACCUAGCCCCCUGUGCCUCCCUCAACCAGUCGCCAGCCUGGGUAGGGCGCCCUCCCUCCCUGCCUUGCCCACCUGCCAGCCAUGUCCCCGUCCUGCCUAGCCUCUCUGGGCCCCUACUCUGGGGGCUUCUUGGACCCCUUUCCCUCUGGCCCACCCUCCAGAGGGAGAGCAAGACAGACGCAGGCAAAGCCACAGGAAGAAGCCACCUUAUCCCUAUGACAAGGUGCCUCCAAACUCAAGAGAGGGAGGCCCGCUCUGCCAGCUGCCCCCCCUGCCACUAGCCCGUCCAAAAACAGCCAGCACUACCUGAGGGUCAGCCCCCUCUCUGGGCCGGAUGCUCUCCCAAGUGAGGGGACUGUGACCACUCACCUGCCCCUUCGCUGCUGGGCCUUCUCCCUCUAUUUUCAGGGAGCCCUGGGAG
Messenger RNA from Callorhinus ursinus (northern fur seal), 3715 nucleotides. The record is from RefSeq and is a predicted model, not a curated record. Lineage: Eukaryota; Metazoa; Chordata; Mammalia; Carnivora; Otariidae.